Molecule: messenger RNA, 846 nt
Organism: Pipra filicauda (Wire-tailed manakin)
Lineage: Eukaryota; Metazoa; Chordata; Aves; Passeriformes; Pipridae
Product: steroidogenic acute regulatory protein, mitochondrial-like
Exons: 7
Coding region: 1-846 (281 amino acids)
Biological process (GO): steroid biosynthetic process; intracellular cholesterol transport; regulation of steroid biosynthetic process
Cellular component (GO): mitochondrial intermembrane space; mitochondrion
Molecular function (GO): cholesterol binding; cholesterol transfer activity
Source: RefSeq, a predicted model, not a curated record
AUGCAGCGCGUUCCCGGAGGUCUCCCUGCUCCUGCCAUGCUGCAAGCCACCGUCAAGCUGUGCUGUGGCAUCGCCCACGAUCCCCUCCGCCGCCUGCCCGGCUUGAAGGCAGCAGCUGUUGCAGCAGUACAGAAGGACAUCAGAGGGCUGGUGGCAAGAGGAUCCCAUCGCCUGCCUUCCAAAAUUCCUCAUUAUCUUCAGAAGCUGAUGGGGAAGGACACAGCUCCCUGCCCCGAGCCCACCAGAGGUGUCAGCCCCAGCCAGUCCUCCAGCGUGGACCUCUCCUACAUCCGCCAGGGAGAAAGGGACACCAGUGCCGCCGUGUCCAGCGCUGCCCUCCCCGGGCUCGGCAGGGUGUUUCGGGCAGAGGUGGUCCUGGCCCUGCCGGUGGCACAGCUGCACCAGGAGCUGUUUGAGAGGAUGGAGCAGAUGCCCCAGUGGAACCCGAACCUCAGCCAGGUGAAGGUGCUGCGGCGCGUCGGGACGGACACGCUGGUGACACACGAAGUCACCACUCCCAGCCCGGGCAACCUGGUGGGGCGGCGGGACCUGGUCAGCGUGCGGCACCGCGGGAGGAGGGGCGCGGCCACCUACCUGGUGGGCACUGCCACCCGCGCCGAGCCGCUGCCCCCGCAGGAAGGCUGCAUCAGGGCCGAGUCCCGGCUCAGCUGCAUCGUCCUGCAGCCACUGGCGGGGGACCCCGGCCGGACCCGCCUCACCUGGCUCCUGAGCAUGGACCUGAAGGGCUGGAUCCCCACAGCCGUGCUUCACCGUGUCCUGCCACAGUCCCAAGCCGACUUCCUCGAGCACCUCCACCGGCACCUCUCUGCCACCGCGGGGCCCUGA